CAUCUUGUUUUUGAUGCACUCAAAAUCUGGCAGAGAUUCUCGUUUUGACAAGCUGCAGAAAGCGCGAUCAAAUGACGAAUCGUUACGAUUGCCACUAGGAUGGCAAGCCAUGAUCAAGACGAUUGUUAUCAUAGAUUGAAACUUGAGAGUGAUUGUGCUGUUGUUGAUAUCCAGAGAGCUUAUCGAAGUCUUGCCUUGCAAUAUCAUCCUGACCGACCUAAUAAUAAGGACAAAUGUUCAGUUGCCAAAUUUGAAGAAGUGACCAAAGCAUACUGGAAACUAACAUCUUCAUGUUAUGAAGAUAGAGAUGUAGACAGUAAUAAGGUUUUCUUCAAACUUUUUAAAGAUGUCCUCUUGUCCAGAAAAGGAGAUCUCAGUAUAUAUGCAUUUUUCACAAAUACCCAUGUAGGUGUUCGUGGCCAGGUGGAUGACAUGUGUAUAGAGAAUGACGAGGAGAACGACACAGGAGAGCAGGAAUUUGAAACUUUUGUAGAAAUCGUUGAGAAUCGACGAAAGAAAGGUAAGCUCAUUCCAAAUGAGUUUACACCUGAGAAGUUAGAAAUUUUGCGGGAGACUUUACUCGAAGAGAAAGAAGCCGCGAAAGAAGAAAUUUCCAAGAAAUUGAAUAGUCAAAAGGUUAAACCAUCGAAUCAAGUGCCUGUGUCGAAGCCAAAGCCUAAGUCGAAGAAACAAAAGGCCGCUGAACAGAGAAGGCGGGAGCGGGAGAUGGAAGCUAUCGCUGACGAGAUAGCAGAUAAGAUUAAAUUAGAAGAAGAGCGCGCUGAAAAAAAGAAACAAUCUGAAAUUGAAAAACAAAAACGUCAAGAAGAGGAAAAAGCUCGACAAGCAGCUGAAGAUAAGCGAAGGAGAGAAAAAGAAGAGAAGGAGCGUAUUGAGAGAGAGAAACGUGAGCGUGAAGAGGAGGAGGCACGUCUAAGAGACGAAGAAAAACGCCGCGAAAAAGAAGAAAAGAAGAAAAAAGCUGCUGCUGCUAAACAGCUGAAGCAACAAGCUGAACAAAAAGCUAAAGAAGACGAAGAGAAGAAGAAGCAGAAACAGACUGAUCAACAACAGGCUGUGAAUAAUAAACCCAAGUCUCCACAACAGAAUAGCUCUCCGCUGUUACAGACUCAGCAACAGAAGUCACAACAAUACCCACCUCGUGAGGUACCGCCUCGCUUUGCUCAAAAGCAACAGCAACAGAAGCAGCAAAAAAUGCAGCAAGGUGGUAAAAAGGGCUCUCAGUGGGGAGGCCCAGGUUGGGGUGAUGACGAUGAGGCUAAUAACUGGAGCCUGGGGCCUCAAACUACGGGUAGUGGGUGGACAGAAGGAUAUUCUGCUUCCCACCAGGGUGAUAGCCAGGAGAUCGGGACCUGGCAGAACCCUGAGAGUAGCUGGGGUGGUUCAGCGAACACGAAUGACAUAAUCGUCGACACAAAGGAUAAGGAGGCAUGGCCAUCGAUUGGUGCCGACCAGGGCUCGAAUGCCUCCGAAGCCGGUGAUGACAACGCAUCAGUCAAAUCAGGAUCUGUGAUAUCAAGCUCAAGCAAUCCAGGGCAACAAGGUCAAGAGUCAAGUCAGGGGUCAAGUGCCAUUAAAAGUCAAAGUGCUUCCAAUGGCUGGGGAGGUACUCCUAAUGACACAAAAAUGGACGCUAAUUCCCCCUGGGGCUUCGGAGCUGCUAAUCCCUCGGGAAAUAUGAACUCCACUGGUUGGGGUGGUAAUCCGCCGACCUCUGCUGCUGUGAGCAACCAAGGACUUCAUAUGCAAAGCUUUCAAAAUGUUGCAGCUGGUGAUAAUGCACUUAACUCUGGCCUUGGUGGCUGGGGGAUGAACAAUGCUGCCCAAGGUAGCAAUCAGAGACCACAAAAUGCCAUGCAAGCACAAAAACCUGGUGCUCAAUUUAUUGACAAUAAUGGACCUCAAAUGGCUGCCAAUAAACCACCAGGGGCUAUUGGUAAUCCUGUGCUAUGGCAGGGCAUUAGUAAUUUGGGUACAGGGGUUCAUAAACCCCAAGUGAAUCAGGACACUGCUUGGAACAUAUCGGAUUCAGGAAAUGCCAGUAAUAUGGGUAAGAGUGAUGGAACUGCAAUAAGGAAUGGAACAGACCAAUGGGGCGGUGCUACCCAACAGCAGAAUUGGGGAGCACCUGGUGCCAAGCAAAACAACUCGAAGGGGUGGGGGCAACCUAGUCCAGUGCCUAGUCCCAACCCAGUUAAUCCGGCGACAGGAUGGAACCCACAACAACCAGACAAGACCAGUAUCCCUCAACAGUCUGGUGGUUGGGGAAAUCUUCCACCUCCACAAAAUUCCACUGCACAGGGCCCACCUCCAGCUCAGUGGGGCGCCCAAAACACUCCAAUGAACACGCCAAUGAAUGCCAAUCCAGCCAAAACUCAACCUAGCACCUGGGCUCAGGCUGCCGGGAAAGGACUCGUUUCUUCUGCCAAUACUGUUCGUAAUCCUUCUAACACUGCUGCAAACAAUGCACCUAAUGAGAGGCAUUUAGGUAAUAUGGAGAUAUCUCGUGCUGUGAAUGCAAAGGAUGGGUGGGGUCAGCGACCAGUCAAACAGGAUCUGUCGUGGGAAUCUGAAGUGUCGCCUCGCACUAAACGCCGUGAGAUCGAGAGUGCUAAUUCCAAUGUGUGGAAUACACAAGUCAAUAACGGAACUGCCAUAUGGGAAAACCAGAAACAAGCGAUGCCAAAUGCUGUAGUCCAACCUCCUCAACCGCCACCUCAGCAACAGAAUUGGAAUUCCGAAUCAAGAGUGUCAACUUCCAGCUCCGGAUCAGGAGGAUGGGGUGAUAAUAAUGAUUAUGCGAGUAGUAAUACGUGGAACGGGCCUCCACCUCAGGAAUCCAGCAACAACUGGGGUGCUCCUCCUCCUCCACAGCAGCAACCACAACCGGAUAAGAACAACUGGAUGAAUACAAGUGCUAAUCCCAAUCCUAGUGCUAAUGUUGCUUGGGGUAGUGCUAAUGGAAGUCACAGCCAAGGUCAGAAUCAGUGGGGAGGUCCCAAGCCUCCAGAUACCAGUGGGGGUACCAACUGGGGUGCUGCUCCUGGUCCAAGAGGAUCAACGUCGAGUUGGGAUGGUGCUGGAUCGAAUCGCAGUUCAGGUUCAUGGGGUGAUAAUAAUGGUCAGAAAAGCAAUCCAUCCGGUGGAUGGGGUGAUGCAGCCAGUAGCGGUGCUUCUGGAAAUGCUGGUGCUGCUGGUGGUGGCAAUAGUGCUGGUCCUCCUGUUGGCUGGGGGGAGCCGCCACCUGCGAUGCCGCCUCAGAGGACUUCAACAUCAAGUUGGGAUGGUGGAAAUAAUCGUGGGAAUGGCGGAGGUGGCGGUUGGGCCGAACCUCCACCACCUCCACCACAGUUGCAGAAAAAGGAGAUUAAGCCCAUGGGAUGGGAAGAACCUUCGCCGCCAACGCAGAGGAAAAACAUCGAUACUGGCACGUCGUAUUGGGGUGAUCCUUCUGCCAGUCAGACGAAACCAGUCUCCAACUGGAACAGCGUAAGCACUCCAACUACACCUAAUACGCCAACCCCACGUCCAAAGCCAGAUGAUGUUUCUGCCGUCUGGGAUAAACAACCACCGUCCAGUCAGCCUGAGAGGGGUUGGGGUGACAUCAGUCAGCAGCAGAAAGUUGACAGUGGAGGAAACGCCCUCUGGACAAGUGCUAUUGGUCCACCGCCGCAGGCAAAAGGCAGCGGUUGGGAAAACAAUCCUCAAAAUCAAGCUAAUCAGUGGAACUCUGGUGCUAAGCCCAAAACACCCUCAUCAUCCAGCUGGGGUACUACAACCAUCGACUCGUGGAAUAAGCCUAACGAACCAGGCCAAGCUUGGCCGGAUGAUGUGAGUGUUUGGGGAGAAGAUGAUUCGGUAGUUCAGGAGAAUGCUUCUUGGAGUAGUGCUAAAGAUUGGACUAAAAAGAAAGCGGCCAUGAAGGAUGCUGUGUCGUUUCAGGGUGCUACCAUGGCUGGUUCUUACAAGAAUCAGCCUCAGAUGAGAAUUAAACUGCUGCAGCAACUCAUGGACAUGGGCUUUAAGAAAGAGGAUGCUCAAAAUGCAUUGAUAAGCAAUAACAUGAACCUCGAUAGUGCCAUUGCUGAUCUGAUUGCCGGUGCUAAUGCUGACAGGAAUAAAGACAUAGACAUGACCGAUCCACAGAAAGCAGCCCUCCUCAAGGUGCGAAGCAUGCAGCGUCUUCAUGACAGUGCUAAUAAUGGCAACGAUGAACAUGCAGAUAUUCAUUCUGACAGUAAUCAAUAUGUGCCUCCUAAUUCCAUGCAAAAUACUCAGCCAUUUUCCAGUGCUCAAAGCCAAGUACCAAAUCCACAAGCCAUUGCCCUCAAACAGGGGCCUAGUCUGACAGCCUCUAGUCUUGGAAGUCUCACAAAUACCAGUAUUAGUCCGUCGCUUCAGCAGAAGAUUAUUCAGCAUCCAUUGUUAGGUCAGCAGCAGCAGCAGCAACAACCGCCACCUCCACAACAGCAACAGCCACAACAACCCCCGCCACAACAGCAAGAGGUGCUGCAGCAGGGACAGAACCUUGCACAGGGACAGCGUGGUGGCCUCAUCCCUGGUGGGCAGUCAGUCCAGCAACAGCUUGUCCAACACCAGCUAGUUCAACAGCUGCGCAUGGCCGUUCAAGCAGGUUUGAUCAGUCCACAGAUCCUCUACCAGCAGUUCAACACACAGAUGCUCAGCAUCCUCCAACAGCUGCUGCAACAACAGAACAUUCUCCAGCGCCUGAUGACCCAGCAACAGAUGAUCCAAAACAAGACGCCUGUCAACAAUCCAAUGGCACAACGACAGCAGCUGGAACAAGUCAACCUGAUGAUACAGAAGAUCAAGCAACAAAUCGUAAUCCUCCAGGGGCAACUGACCCAGGCUCAGCAGGGCUACAACAAGCAAGCUGGUGCUGGUGGCAUGAAGGAUAUGCAAGGCGGUUCUCCAAACGAUCUGGUCAGCGGACUCCAGUCAGAAUUUGGUAACUUCAGUAUGAAAGAUGCGGCACCACCGCAGCAGACUCAGUCCAGAUUGACACAGUGGAAGCUUCCAUCACCAGAGAAAGACGGCAUGUCAGAUGAUCCAGCUUCUGGCGGCACUCCCCCUAUCUCCGACUCAACCUUGAACAAGGCUCCAGGGUCCAAACCUAUUACUCAAUCGCAUUCCAGUAGCAAUCUGCAGGCUCAGUCGUCCAAGUUUGACUUCCAUCGUUCCUUAUCUAUUGGUGGUGACAGUACUUGGUCUGCUCUUACCUCGACCUCAGAAAGUGAUUGGCCGACAACCACUGCCACCCCCACGUCCAGUGUCUCCUCAGUAUUGGAGAGUAGCAAGGAGAACCCGGAUAACGCUUCAAAGGAAUCUCUUGGUGGAACGCCUUCCGCCACACCACCAAACUCAGCCGGCUCGACCUUCAACCUGAACGAUAUGAUCCCAGAAUUUAUUCCAGGCAAACCUUGGCAAGGGGUGGCCAACAAGAAUAUAGAAGAUGACCCUCACAUUACUCCAGGCAGCAUUUCCAGAUCUCUGAGUGUUAACACAAUCAAGGAUGAGUACCUGAACAACCUGACCAAGCAACAGGCUGUGAGCAACACUACUGGCGAUUCCACUUCGAGCAGUUCCACUUGGGCAUACAGCAACUUCCCUAAGUCCACUGCCAUCCCUCAAGCCAAAACUAGUAAUUGGCCAAAUAGUGCCUCAAUCACGCCGACAUCCCUGACCUCAGAGCUUUGGGGAGUUCCAGUGCCAUCCAAAGCUGCUGCCACCCGCCCUCCACCAGGCUUGACCAAUCAAAAGAACCUGUGGGGCUCGUCUUCUGGACAACAGCAACAACAACAACAACAGCAACCGAACUUUAAUCGCAGUAUCUCUUGGGGCGGUGAUAAGUCUGCAUUUACUGCAGGAGCCAAAAAAGGUGCACCACCUCAGCCAGACUCAUCUCCUCAAAGCAGCAGAAAUGCUAAUGUUUCCAAUCAAUCUUGGGAUGGGAGGUCAUCCUCCUCCAACUGGCUGGUGCUUAAGAACCUUACUCCGCAGAUCGAUGGGUCUACUCUGAAGACUCUAUGCAUGCAGCAUGGACCGCUUUUGAUGUUCCAUCUGAACCUAAACUAUGGCCAGGCACUGGUGCAGUAUCAAAGUAGAGAUGAAGCCAUGAAAGCUCAGAAGUCACUCAAUGCCUGUGUCCUGGGCAACACUACCAUCAUGGCCGAAUUCGCCAACGAAAACGAUCUUGCUCAGUUGAGUGAUCAGAACGUCAAUACAAGCUCCUCCAGUUUGUGGUCACAGCAGUCUCAGCCGCAGCAAACACCUUCGCAUUCGACUCCCCAGCCUGCUAUUCAUCAACAACAACAUAUGAUCCGCUCCCAGGGUCACCAGAUGAAUAUGAAAUACGAGAGCAACACCAGUCAAUGGAACGGAGCGAACUUGGGUGGUCUGCAAGGAGGCAUGUGGAGUACAGGGACGUCUAACCUGUGGGGAUCAUCAGGGCUGUCACAUGGCUUACUCCCCGGUGAUCUGCUUGGUGGGGAAUCCAUGUAAUGCACUCGACCUGAUCUCGCAUAUCUCUUGGCAUUAUGUUGAAAUGGAGAUCAGUAUUAUUGAUAGUUGCUUUUCUGUGUUACCACAAAGAGAUACUACAUGCCAAGUACAAAGAACACAUUGAUGGAAUGCAAGUAUUUGGUGCUGAGCUUCAUAGAAGUGGCACACUAUUUUAUUUUUAAUUUAAGAAAACUUCUUUACAAGUACUAAAUGUCUUUCAGAUUCCGAAUCUAAUAGAUAAUUUGUUCUUUGUAACUUGUAAGAUGUGAGAUCUCUUGAGACGUACAAAUGCCAGUUUUGAAACAAGUCUAUAUAGUCAUUAUAGCACAAUGGAACCUCAAAUGGUCAUGAUGAUGAUAAUGAUAAAUUGGGAUGGACAAUUUUAAAUAAUGCGUAUAAACGAAAUAUCCUCAAGAUUAUUGGACUCCAGUGCUGUUUGCAAUCGUUCUUUGUUGAGAGUUUCAAGUCAAAAAUCUCUUCCACGUGUAUAUUAUCAUGGUUAACUGCGUUAUUGAACCUGAGCCAUGUCAAAGAUGUCGUGUCUCGAAGCAGUCGCGGCAGUUCUGAUCUGUGUGUCUUGUCUUAUCAUGUGUGAUGCUAGUAAAUAUCUAGUGGCUACUGGUGAAUAAAGGAGUUACUUAGGCCUGUGAUGGGCCUGAGGCCUCUACUACUUAGCAUA
This is a messenger RNA of Lineus longissimus, 7222 nucleotides long. Its product is annotated as trinucleotide repeat-containing gene 6C protein-like. NCBI's taxonomy places the organism in Eukaryota, Metazoa, Nemertea, Pilidiophora, Heteronemertea, Lineidae. The transcript has 24 exons. The coding region runs from base 100 to 6543 and encodes 2147 amino acids. The record is from RefSeq and is a predicted model, not a curated record. Gene Ontology annotation, molecular function: protein binding; RNA binding. Gene Ontology annotation, biological process: positive regulation of nuclear-transcribed mRNA poly(A) tail shortening; miRNA-mediated gene silencing by inhibition of translation. Gene Ontology annotation, cellular component: P-body; nucleoplasm.